Strongylus vulgaris is the source of this 402-nucleotide messenger RNA. The record is from the annotation of a GenBank genome assembly. NCBI's taxonomy places the organism in Eukaryota, Metazoa, Nematoda, Chromadorea, Rhabditida, Strongylidae.
CUGGCGCGGAAGAAUCUUGGAACAGUCGGUCUUGCUGGACAUGCACAUACGGUGAAAAUCAAGGAUCUUUCCGGUGGACAGAAGUCUCGCGUUGCACUUGCCGAAUUAGCUUUGGGGGAACCAGAUAUGUUGAUACUUUAUCUGCUUAGCUAUGAAGAGCCAAUUUGUUUGCAGGACGAGCCCACCAACAAUCUGGACAUCGAAUCUAUAGACGCACUUGCCACAGCCAUUGAAAAUUUCGGUGGAGGCGUAGUAAUGGUUACCCACGAUGAGCGCUUAGUGCGGGCAACCGAGUGCACCUUGUGGAUAGUUGAGGAUCAGAAUAUUUCGGAGAUAGAUGGCGAUUUUGAUACAUACAAGAAAGAAGUCUUGGAUGCUCUUGGUGAAACUCUUAGUCAUUAG